ACUUCAUAUAUUUUUGUAGAAAAUGGCAAAUGAAAGUAUAGACAUGGAAAAAGAGAGACUAACAGCUGAGAUGAAUUUCAAAGAUUCAUCUUCAGUUGUUAUUAAAAUCCGGCAAAAAUUGCCGGAUUUUUUACAAUCUGUUAAGCUCAAAUAUGUGAAACUUGGUUAUGGUUAUUCUUGUAACCCUCUCACACUUCUUCUUUUUGCUACAAUUUUUCCUAUAGUUACCUUCACUCUUAUUCAACUAUUAACGGGUCUAAAAUUAGACCGGUUUUAUGAUACAUUGACAAGUGAUCCAACUUUACUUAUAAUUAACACUUCAACCGGUCUAACCGGUUUGAUAGUGCUAUUUUUUGUACUAGGGGUGUAUUAUGUAAAAAAACCUAGACCGGUUUAUUUGGUUGAUUUUGCAUGUUACAAACCCGAAGAUGAACGAAAAAUAUCUGUCGAUUCGUUCUUGAAUAUGACAGAAGGAAAUGGUGCGUUUGAAGACGAAACUAUAGUAUUUCAAAAAAAGAUAUCUCAUCGUUCUGGUUUAGGUGACGAGACAUAUUUGCCUAAAGGAAUCACAUCCAUCCCACCAAACCUCAAUAUGAAAGAGGCACGUGCUGAGGCGGAGGCGGUUAUGUUUGGUGCAUUGGAUUCAUUAUUUAGUAAAACACAAAUCAAGCCAGAGGAAAUUGGAAUUCUUAUAGUGAAUUGUAGUUUGUUUAAUCCAACGCCUUCGCUUUCGUCAAUGAUUGUCAAUCAUUACAAGCUCAAAACUGACAUCAAAAGUUAUAAUUUAGGUGGAAUGGGAUGUGGUGCUGGCUUAAUUUCAAUUGAUUUAGCCAAACAACUAUUAAAAGCAAAUCAAAAUUCAUAUGCUGUGGUAGUUAGCAUGGAAAACAUUACAUUAAAUUGGUAUUUUGGAAAUGAUAGAUCAAUGUUGCUAUGCAAUUGUAUAUUUCGUAUGGGAGGAGCAGCCAUGCUUUUGUCUAACAAGUCGAAAGAUCGAACCCGGUCUAAAUAUGAGUUGGUUCACACGGUUCGAACCCAUAAAGGAGCAGAUGACAAUAGCUACAAUUGUGUGUACCAAAGAGAAGAUGAUAAGGGUGUCGUAGGGGUGUCACUAGCUCGUGAACUUAUGGCCGUAGCUGGUGAUGCUCUCAAAACGAACAUCACCACCCUAGGACCAUCCGUGUUACCUCUUACUGAGCAAUUCAGGUUUUUCAUGACAUUGGUGAAGAGGAAACUCUUGAAAGCUAAAGUGAAACCCUACAUACCGGAUUUCAAGCUAGCAUUCGAGCAUUUCUGCAUACACGCGGGAGGAAGGGCAGUGUUAGAUGAAAUACAAAACAACUUAAGCCUAAGUGAUUGGCAUAUGGAGCCAUCAAGAAUGACACUCCACAGGUUUGGUAACACGUCGAGUAGUUCGUUAUGGUACGAGUUAGCUUACACAGAAUCAAAAGGAAGGGUGAAGAAAGGAGAUAGAGUGUGGCAAAUUGCAUUUGGUUCAGGUUUCAAAUGUAAUAGUGCAGUUUGGAAAUCACUAAGGGUUAUUGAUAGUAAUGAAGUGAAUGCAAAUGGAAACCCUUGGGCUGAUUGCAUUCAACGUUACCCUGUGAAAGUUGCCCUUGCCAAACAAUAGAGGCUUAGACGAUACUC
This is a messenger RNA of Solanum verrucosum, 1647 nucleotides long. Its product is annotated as 3-ketoacyl-CoA synthase 1. Gene Ontology annotation, cellular component: membrane. Lineage: Eukaryota; Viridiplantae; Streptophyta; Magnoliopsida; Solanales; Solanaceae. Bases 23 to 1630 code for a protein of 535 amino acids. The transcript is spliced from 2 exons. Gene Ontology annotation, molecular function: acyltransferase activity, transferring groups other than amino-acyl groups. The record is from RefSeq and is a predicted model, not a curated record. Gene Ontology annotation, biological process: fatty acid biosynthetic process.